Aspergillus pseudotamarii is the source of this 2748-nucleotide messenger RNA. Its product is annotated as armadillo-type protein. NCBI's taxonomy places the organism in Eukaryota, Fungi, Ascomycota, Eurotiomycetes, Eurotiales, Aspergillaceae. Gene Ontology annotation, cellular component: TORC1 complex; TORC2 complex; nucleus. The record is from RefSeq and is a predicted model, not a curated record. Gene Ontology annotation, biological process: protein phosphorylation; TOR signaling; negative regulation of macroautophagy. The transcript has 4 exons. Gene Ontology annotation, molecular function: protein serine/threonine kinase activity. The coding region runs from base 1 to 2748 and encodes 915 amino acids.
AUGGAGCCGCUCAUCUUCCUGCCCCCGGACCACUGCCCCAUAGGGAAGGCUGCCGCUUACCAGAUGAGCAUGAGGGGCUCCAUUACGCGCAAGCAGGCCGCUCUCUCACGUGUGCUGGCACUUUUGCUCUUCAUGGACAGCGACGUGGGGCUUCGGUUGUCCUCGACGGGAAUGAGCUCCAAGUUGCGGGAGAAAUGUGAUGGCCCUGUCACAGAUGUGACCCAAAGAUUGUUCGCGGAUCUGCAAUCGAAGAAUGAGGAGACCCGGGUUCGAGCUGCUUACGAGCUCUACGACAAUGUUCUUUCGGUCUCACGAGACUGGCCCUCCGAGAAGUUCGUGGAGUUUUACAACGCGGUCAGUCAGCGAAUCGCCCAGCUGGUCGUGACCGGCAGCGGUGCCAACGAACGAGUCGGCGGCCUCCUCGCACUCGACCGUCUCAUCGAAUUCGACGAAGUCGACACUGCCCAGAAGACAACGCGAUUCGCCAGUUACCUACGAAAUGCCCUACGGAGUAAUGACAAUGUUGUGCUCAUCUACGCUGCUCGUUCGCUCGGCCGUCUGGCAAAGCCCGGCGGCGCUCUCACUGCGGAACUUGAAAGUGAAAUCCAGUCUGCGCUGGAAUGGUUGCAAUCAGAACGUCAGGAAAGUCGUCGAUUCGCCGCCGUGCUGGUGAUUCGAGAGCUGGCAAAAGGCUCGCCCACCCUACUCUACGGGUUCGUUCCUCGGAUCUUCGAGCUUGUCUGGGUUGCGCUUCGAGAUCCCAAAAUCCUUAUUCGAGAAACUGCUGCGGAGGCUGUGGGUGAAUGCUUCGAAAUCAUCGCCCCUCGUGAUGUCCAAGUCCGCCAGUCAUGGUUUGCCCGAAUUUACGAAGAGGCACUCCUGGGCUUGAAAUCUCAUAACAUGGACUGGACUCAUGGCUCUCUCUUGAUCCUCAAAGAGCUGAUCUUGAAGGGGGCUAUGUUCAUAAAGGAGCACUACCGCAACGCUUGCGAUAUUGUCCUCCACCUCAAGGACCACCGUGACCCGAAGAUUCGAUCCCAAGUCGUCCUCACUAUCCCUAUCCUUGCAUCCUACGUCCCGACCGACUUCGUUGAAAUCUACCUCCACCGAUUCAUAAUUUACCUCCAAACGCGGCUCAAAAGAGAUAAAGAGCGCAAUUCAGUAUUUAUCGCCAUCGGUAAGAUCGCGAAUGCAGUGGGCCCAGCAAUCACCCAAUACCUUGACAGUAUCAUCAUCUACAUCCAAGAGGGACUUGCAAUGAAGGCGCGAAAUCGAGCCGGGGUCAAUGAGGCUCCCAUGUUCGAGUGUAUCAGCAUACUCUCGCUGGCUGUGGGCGAAGUCCUCAGCAAGUAUAUGGAGGCUCUACUUGACCCGAUUUUCGCCUGCGGUCUCAGCAAGUUAUUGACACAAGCCUUGGUCGACAUGGUCCACUACAUCCCCCCAAUCAAAUGUACAAUCCAGGAAAAGCUUCUGGAUAUGCUCAGCAUCAUCCUCUGUGGAACACCCUUCCGGCCGCUUGGCUGCGAAGAGAACCGCCUUCCCCCCAUACUAUCAUUCGCAAAAGGCCUUGCUUCUCAUAACCUUCACUCUAAUACUGAGAUUGCCUUGGCUCUUCACACCUUGAGGAGCUUUGAUUUCUCGGGUCACAUCUUGACCGAGUUCGUUCGCAAUGUGGCAAUCAAUUAUGUGGAGAGUGACAGUGCCGAGAUCCGCAAAGCGUCUGUUCUUACAUACUGUCAGCUUGAAGUUAUUGACAAGCUCUUGACGGUUGGUAUUGGUGACCCUGAUCUAGAGAUCCGACGUACUGUCCUCUGGUCUCUGAACCCCAAGUUCAAUCGGUAUCUGGCACGGCCAGAGAAUAUCCGAUGCUUAUUCUUGGCUGUUAACGAUAAAGUCUUCGAAGUUAAGGAAGCCGCAAUUUGCAUAAUCGGCCGCCUAUCUACCGCGAAUCCUGCUUAUGUCUUUCCGCCUCUGCGGAAACUGCUGGUUAACCUUCUGACCGGCUUGGGUUUCGCCAACACAGCCCGCCAGAAGGAAGAAGCCGCCCAACUCAUCAGCUUGUUUGUCUCAAAUGCCACUAAGCUGAUCAGAUCCUAUGUGGACCCGAUAGUGGCAGCGCUGUUGCCGAAAACAACUGAUCCGAAUCCCGGUGUCGCUGCCGUCACCUUGAAGGCUGUAGGCGAACUUGCCAACGUCGGAGGGGGUGAGAUGAGGAGCUACCUCGCCCAGAUUAUGCCGAUUAUUCUCGAUUUGCUCCAGGAUCUUUCUUCUCGCACGAAGCGAGAGGCGACGUUGAGGACCCUGGGCCAAUUGGCCAGCAAUUCAGGCUACGUGAUCGAGCCAUAUCUCGAAUACCUCCACCUCCUUGAUAUUCUCAUGAACAUCAUCAAGACCGAACAAACAGGGUCCCUUCGAAAGGAGACGACUAAGCUCCUUGGUGUUUUGGGUGCUCUGGACCCCUACAAAUACCAGCAGAUCAGUGACAUCGAGCCCCAUGCUCACUAUAUCAAUGAAAUUCAAAAUGUAUCAGAUGUCGCCUUGAUCAUACAGGACCUUACCCCGUCGAACGAGGAAUACUAUCCCACAGUGGCCAUUCACACUUUGCUACAGAAUAUCCUGAGGGAGAACUCUUUGACUCAAUAUCAUUCUGCUGUGAUCGACGCCAUUGUCACCAUUUUCAAGACACUCAGCUUGAAAUGUAUUCCAUUCCUUGGACAAAUCAUCCCCGCAUUCAUUUCCGUCUUGUGA